AUGUCUUCAUCACAUUUUGCCAGUCGACACAGAAAGGAUUUAAGUACUGACAUGAUUAGAACCAAAAUUGCUCGAAGGAAAUCACUGUGCCAGAAAGAAAAUAGACAUAAGGAAUAUGAACGAAAUAGACACGUUGGUUUGAAAGAUGGCAACAUUCCAAUCUUGGAAAGUAGAAUUCUUGCUCCAUUAGAUGAGACAUCUCAAGAGCUUGUUCCGGAAAAGACCAAUCUCAAGCUAAGGUCAACUAAAACUGUUCUAGAUGACCAACGAAAACAACUGCUACAAAAAUACAAAGAAGAAAAGCAACUCCAAAAAUUGAAGGAGCAGAGAGAGAAAGCUAAACGAGGAAUAUUUAAAGUGGGUCUUUAUAGACCUGAUAUGCCUGGUUUUCUUUUGUCUCUUUCAAAAUCAAAUGCUGUGAAAGCUGAGCCCAAAAAGGCUGUUACAUCUUCUGUACGGAUUACGAGGUCAAAGGCCAAAGAACAAAUUGAGCAGACUAAGAUUGAUAACGGGAAUGUUCCAACAAUCCAACUGGGUCAAAGACCAACUUCUGAAAGGAAAGUGUUGGACAGAGAGACAAAAGCUGUACAAUUUACAGUCCCCACAGCAGUGAGAAUGACUCGAUCAGCUACUCAAUCAGCAAACCAAAUUGCCAGAACUGUCUCAUGUCCCACUACUAUAAAGAAGCCCAUCACAAGAGCUACUAAAGGUAAUGAACUAGAAAGAAAAUCACCAAAUAAAGGAAGACCUGUCAAAAAGAUAGAAAUAAAACCUGACAAGGACAUUUCUUUUAAAGUUGAUAAUAAAGAAAGUACAGUGGAUUCACAAACCAGAGCAACAAAUGAAAUGGAUCCAGAUGGAACUUUAUCAAAAGAGGAAAAUUUACCUGCAAAAAUGAAAGGGAAGAAUUCCUUUGCACCUAAAGAUUUUAUGUUUCAGCCACUGGAUGGUCUGAAGUCCUACCAAGCAACAUCCAUGAUUCCCAGAAGAGCCAAUACUUUCUUGACAUCUAGUUACACUUGGACUCCUUCAAAAGCAGAAGUUGAUAUGACUGGAGAAACAAUGAAUGAAAAUUUGGCACAGAAAUGUGGAACUCAGUCUACUGAGAUAGUACAGCAAGAUUCAAAUACAGUACAGUGUCCUGUGGGUUCUCCAACAGUUUGGAAUAAAGAACAUGUCUUAAAUAAAAAUGAAGCUAUGACUACAAAUUCAAAUGGCCUCCCAUUACUUGAGAUAAAUGAAGGUCAAGUAAUUCAGUCACCACAUGAUGUGCCAUAUUUUAGAAAUAGUCUUCACUCAGAAACUGAAAAAUUAACUUCAUGCUGCCUUGAGUGGGACAAGAAGCUUGAAUUGGACAUUCCAGAUGAUGCUAAAGAUCUUAUUCGCACAACAGUUGGUCAAACAAGACUUCUUAUGAAGGAAAGAUUCAAACAAUUUGAAGGACUGGUGAAUGAUUGUGAAUAUAGACGAGGUGUAAAGGAGACUACUUGUACAGAUCUGGAUGGAUUUUGGGAUAUGGUUAGUUUUCAGAUAGAUGAUGUAAACCAAAAAUUCAACAAUCUGAGAAAACUUGAGGAAUCUGGGUGGCAACACAAUAAUAUUACAAGCAAAAAAGUCAUUCGGAAAAAAGUUGUGUCGAUCAUGGCAAGUAAACCAAAGCAGGAUGAUGGUGCAAGAAUUGCAGCUAGAAAUCGCCUAGCUGCCAUAAAAAAUGCAAUGAGAGAGAGAAUUCAGCAGGAAGAACACACCGAGGCAGCGGGCCCUGUAAUGCCAAAGGAAAUUGAUAAAAUAGUGUUUGAUGCUGGAUUUUUCAGAAUUGAAAGUCCAGUUAAAUCAUUCUCAGGACUUUCCAUCUCUUCUGAGCGUCUUUCUCAAAGACUUAGAACACCUAAAUCUGUCGGCAAAGCUGUGUCUCAGAGCAAACCUGAGAUGAACAUUCUAAGACAGACAGCACCAGAGACUCCUGAUCUUCACAGUAAUAAAAGUGAAUAUAUUGCUGAUAAGACUUUGCUUUCAAAUAAUCCUGAAAACAGGAACAGCAUGGUAGCAGAUGCCCAGAGUCCUGGAUUACAGGAUUUAAUUGAAGUAAACCGUGAUGCAAAUAAGAUAAACUUUGAGAUGGAUUGUUUACCCAGUCAAAGAAUGGAUUUACCUCUACUUAAUGGUGAAGUGCCAGAUGAUAAUAAAAAACUGGAAGAAGUUUCAGAUGUUGUAGAAGGAAUGGAACUGAAUUCUUCCAUUAUAGCACAAGAUGUUUUGAUGAGUAGCCCUGAGAAACAUGUACCGCCACAAAAUAACAUCUCACAGGAAGAAGAAACUAAAAUGUCUUUAUGUCAAUCAGUACUAUUUGAUAAUAAAAGUCUCACUACUGAAUGCCAUCUUCUUGAUUCACCAAGCGUGAAUGGCAGUAAUCCAUUUGCUCAGAUGGGGAGGAGACAUCAAGAACAUUCCAGAAACAUUUCCUUUGGUGGUAACCUGAUUUCCUUUUCACCUCUAAGGCCCCUUAGUGGAGAACAACCAGAACACUGA
Messenger RNA from Orycteropus afer afer, 2529 nucleotides. RefSeq names its product DLG associated protein 5 (gene DLGAP5). NCBI's taxonomy places the organism in Eukaryota, Metazoa, Chordata, Mammalia, Tubulidentata, Orycteropodidae. The transcript has 18 exons. Gene Ontology annotation, biological process: mitotic spindle organization; signaling; chromosome segregation. The coding region runs from base 1 to 2529 and encodes 842 amino acids. Gene Ontology annotation, molecular function: microtubule binding. The record is from RefSeq and is a predicted model, not a curated record. Gene Ontology annotation, cellular component: spindle pole centrosome; nucleus; cytoplasm.